This is a messenger RNA of Dendronephthya gigantea, 1827 nucleotides long. RefSeq lists its product as uncharacterized. The record is from RefSeq and is a predicted model, not a curated record. The transcript has a single exon. Lineage: Eukaryota; Metazoa; Cnidaria; Anthozoa; Malacalcyonacea; Nephtheidae. Gene Ontology annotation, molecular function: nucleic acid binding; zinc ion binding. The coding region runs from base 1 to 1827 and encodes 608 amino acids.
AUGAAAAAACUGUUGAAGGUUGACGGCGUGAGAGAUGAAAACGAUGUUUCCUCGUUACGACGGUUGUGUGACAGGGUCGAAACAAAUUACAGGGGUUUGGAAGCACUCGGAGUCGACAAAGAAUCGUAUUCGUCCAUUGUUGUGCCAUCGGUCCUCGACAAGUUACCGGAAUCUGUGCGACUAUUAAUUACACGGGGAAAAAAUUAUCAUGAGUGGACUCUAGACGAUUUACUGACACCACUAAAAGAGGAAAUUUCGUUGCGCGAGGAGCAUCAUCACAAGGAUGCAGAGCGUGGUAAAGACGGGCGUGAAAGGGGAGACAGACGUUGGAAUUGUGGAACAACAACGACGCAAGCGUUUUUGACGAAAGGGGGAAUGGCGAAUUGUGCGUUUUGCCUUGGUCAGCAACGCCAUGAAGAUUGCAAGAAAGUAAAGACUCUGGAGAACCGUAAGCAAAUAAUUAGAAAAUAUUCUCGUUGUUUCAAAUGCUUAAAUAAGGGACACAUAGCGAGAAACUGUAGUAUAAGAGUAAAAUGUAGUGCAUGCAAAAAAGAACAUCAUACAGCCUUGUGUGAUGCGGAGAAUAACCCAGAGGGCCUGGAGGUAGAAGGGGAGGAAGGGAAUUUAAGUCCUACCAAUGGCACGGGUACUAUAGCUACUCUAGUUGUUAGUCCAAAAAAUAAGGUUAAGUCGGGAUGUAGUGUGGCGUUGCAGACGGCUCAAGCAAUGUUGGUUGGGCAGAAAACUGCGCGAGUGAGAGUGUUGUUUGACUCAGGGAGUCAAAGGUCCUUUGUCACUACAAAACGGGCUAGAGAAUUGGGUUGUAAGAUGUUGCGGAGAGAAUCGUUGAGUGUUGGGACGUUUGGGCAGAGAGCUUUGAAGUCGGAGGUGCGAGAGGUUGUUCAGUUGGAUUUGAAGUCUGUUCGAGGUGAUGAGGUUGUGUCGGUUGAGGCCUAUGUUGUGCCAGAGAUUUCUUUCAUUAGAAAUCAGCAUUUGGAGCGGGUACGGGAUAGUUACCUGCAUUUGAAGGGUCUUUGGUUGGCAGAUGUAUGUAUGUCUAAUGUAGAGUUGGAAAUCGAUGUUUUGGUUGGUGCUGAUUAUUUGUGGAUGUUUCACGGGGAUCGUAUUGUGCGUGGUAAGGCUGAUGAGCCUGUGGCGAUCGAGACUUUGUUGGGCUGGGUGUUGUCGGGACCAGUUGGAUUGGCAAGUCGAGAUGCGGAUGAUAGUGCGGUUGUGAGUAUUGUAAGUUGUGAGCCAGCCGUAGAUGUAGGUAGGUUUUGGGAGUUAGAGAGCAUUGGGAUUAAGGCAGAUGUAGACGUGCAUGAGUCAGUUAUCAGCGAUUUAAAGUUUAAUGGGCAGCGUUAUUCAGUAGGUCUACCUUGGAGGGAGAAUCACGAUCCGUUGCCGUCGAAUUAUGAGGUGAGUAUCAAACGCAUGAAAGGCCAGAUUAGGCGUCUCACUAAGGAUCCUGAGUUACUGUCUGAGUAUGAUGCAAUAAUUAAGAAUCAAGAACAGGUAGGUAUCAUUGAAAGAGUAAGCAAGGAUGAAAUAGGUCCGGAUUCUAAGGUACAUUAUAUUCCCCACCAAGCCGUGGUUCGUAGAGAUGCUAAAACUACAAAAGUUAGGAUAGUGUAUGACGCGUCGGCGAAAGCGCAAAAGUCUAGUGUUUCCUUAAAUGAUUGUCUGCAUGCUGGACCGUCUCUUAACCCGCUUUUGUUCGAUAUUCUUGUCCGUUUCCGAGAGCAAAGUGUAGCGCUAGUUGCGGAUAUAGAAAAAGCGUUUUUAAAUAUUGAAGUGCAUGAAAAAGAUAGGGACAGACAGUCUUAG